Asterias rubens (European starfish) is the source of this 4412-nucleotide messenger RNA. Its product is annotated as coiled-coil domain-containing protein 39-like. Gene Ontology annotation, cellular component: axoneme. Gene Ontology annotation, biological process: cilium movement; inner dynein arm assembly; cilium-dependent cell motility. Lineage: Eukaryota; Metazoa; Echinodermata; Asteroidea; Forcipulatida; Asteriidae. Bases 1 to 2925 code for a protein of 974 amino acids. The record is from RefSeq and is a predicted model, not a curated record. The transcript is spliced from 20 exons.
AUGAGUGUCCGGAGUGUCCUCGGUGAGAUGGAGUGGGACGGAGGGAUGAAGGUCCCUGUCGCGAAUCAAGAGAACAAACAACUUGAGGAACAGGUCCAAAGAAAACAACAAGAGAUCGUCAGGUUUCAGUCUGAGCUGUCAGAGCAUGAGGACCGGGUAUUUGCGAUGUCUGAGCAUAUGAAGAAUGUACAACAAGAGCUGAAUCAGACACAGGCCUUGAAUCGAGCCCGUGGUAAUGAGUUGGAUACAGAGAAUCACAUGUCACUCGUUGCAUCACGGGAGGCCGGACGUCUUAAACAGGAAAUUCAACGUCUUGAGAAUGAUCUGGCUGACAUCAAAGAGCGUCGAAACAUUCAUGAGAACAUCAUCUUCAAGAAUACCCAAUCCUUGGAGGAGUUGAAGUCACAACUGAAUUGGGACCAGCAGGCGUUAGAGGCGUGGCUUGAAGAGUCUGCAAGGAAAGAUGAAGACGCAAUGACGCUGACCAAGUACACCAAAAUGGAUGACGCCAAAAUCAAGGAACUUUCACUGCGCAUGGAACGAAUGACAGAUGAGAGCCACAAGAAGAGAAAACAUCUGGAGCAUGAGAUGACGGAGACACUCACCGCUCAGUUGGAGUUGGACAAGACAGCUGAGGAGUUUCGCAAAGCUCAUAACAAUCGUCAAGAAUUGAUCAGUCAGUGGGAAUCAACUAUUGAACAGAUGCAACGGAGAGAUAAAGAAAUGGACAUGCUCGCUAACGAGCUGUCCGAGGUGAAGGCAGAAGUCUUCAAUAAUGAGAGCAACGUCAAGGAAAAGCAGCAGUUCUUGGAUAAUGAAGUUGAGAAUAACCGAGAGCAGCAGAAGAAGCUUGGGGCCACGGAUCGAGCCGCCGCUAAACUCCGACUGGACUACAGAGAUGCUGAGACCCAGCGAAUCCAGUUCCAAGAUGAGCUUGAAACAUUGAAGUUCACCGUCGCCAGAACAGCAACAGAUUUAGAGGGAAUGAGACGGCAAGUUGGCGACUUAAAAAGGGAUGUGGAAGACAAGAAAAACAGGGUGGAGAACGCCAAAGCCAAUCGUCAGGACCUGAUGAUCAAGCUUGAGAAGAUAUCGGACGCUUCCCUAACGGCCGAGGAACGAGCCGCCAUGAUGGACAAAGCCCUCUUGGAUGAAGAAGAGAAUCUACACCUUCUGGAUCAGGAGCUGAAGAGGUUGAGAGAUCUCCAGUAUAAGAAAGCCCAGGAGUUGUUCGAAGGGAAGACCAUGGAGAAGAACACAAUGGCCGAGAUUCAGGGAUCGAGGGCGGCGAGUCGGAACCUGAGCAGUAGGAUUAAUAAACUGGAUCAUGACUCGCUGAAGCAGCAAGAGAUUAUCUACAAUCAGGAUUUUACUGUGCAGCAGUUGGAGAGACGUAUUGCUCGUAUCCAGGGUGAGCGAAGCACAGAGGAGAUGGAUCAACUGAACGCUAAGAUCAAGGAACUGACAGCCGUCUUAGAAGAGAGGAAUAACACAUAUCAGUUGGUCAACACUCAGCUGAAACGACUCCAGGAUGAUAUCCGACGUGUCAAGAGAGAUCUUGACAAGAGUGGGACGGAGAAAGCUGACCUGACCAGUAAGAUGGAAGAACUGAACCUCCACAACGACAGCUCACAACGAGAGCUCAAACGCAUCAUCUAUAACAAACAGGAUCAAAUGGUUGAGGAGAAUAUUCUCAAAUUGGAGAUCAAACGACUGAGGGAUCAGUUGAACUCCAGAGCCGACGACGUCUUCUCUCUGGAGAAACGCAGACUUCAACUGGAAACCGCGAUGAGAGAGCGCCACCAUGAGAUCUCGAUCCAUAAGGAGAUGCUCCAAGCACAGCUCAAGGGAGCUGAGGAAGAGAGAAGCACGGUCAGCUCAGAGCUUCAUGAACGCAUCACCAAGAUCGACAAGCUACGCAAAAGGUAUGAAAUCUUGAUGGUUUCUAUGGCACCACCAGAGGGUGAAGAAGACCGUUCACAAGCUUACUAUGUCAUAAGGGCAGCACAGGAGAAGGAGGAGCUUCAACGCAGAGGAGACGAGCUCGACGCUAAGAUCCGUAAAGCAGAGAAAGAAAUCAAAGCACUGGAGAACACUCUGAGAUUGAUGAACGGUCGCAAUGAGCAGUAUCGUAAAAGCUUCAACAGAGUGACCGAAACAAGUGAGGAAUAUGAAGAGAAACAACGUCUCGAUGAGCAGCUGAGGGCCGCGAUGGAUAAAUACAAAUAUAAGAGACGUCAGAUCCGAGAGCUACAAGAUGAUCUACAGACCAUGAGUAACACGAUGCAGAACCUAACGAGAGAUAAAGAGGCUUACGAAGACAUGAUUGAUGAGAAAGAGAAUAAGCAGCACCAGAUGAUCCGAGAGCACGAUGAGCAGAAAGCUAAGAUUGAUAGAGUGUCUAAGCAGAUAGCACGCUAUGCUAGAGAAGUCAGGACAGCUAAGAAGAUUAAAGGAGAAUCACAUGAAGAGAAAGAUUUCUCACUGCGUGAGCUGAGAGACUUCAACAAGAACCUCGCUAAGCAGAUUGGUGAUGUCAUCCACACCCAGCCAGACGUCAUACCGACCACCCAUAUGCUCUUCUCUCAGGCUGGUCUUCAAGUGCCUCCAGCACCAACGGGAAGUGCUAGGGGUCAUUCUAGACCGGGUUCAGCUUACAGUGCAAGGAGUAGCGCUAGUCUUAGCUCAAGAACUGCAUCAUCUGUACGCAGCACCGCAUCCAGCCGAGCUAGCAGCACUGCAGCCCUUCGUACAGUGAAUCUUGGUGGUCUAGGUAUCUCAGGCAGUGGGGCUAGAACACCCAAAUCAGCACCCCGCUCACCGAUACAAUCACCCCAACAGGGGACCCCAGGGAGGGUUGGAUCACGACCGCCCAGCGGAGGGAGUCAGGCUAGCGUAAGGAGUGGCCGUGGUAGCAAGCACUAGUCAAGACGGACCAGAGUGGAAGGGCAAAGGGCACUGUGUGAGUACAGCUUAUGUUCCACUACUCACACCCCCAUAGUGUUAGCCAGGAGUGUUCAUUUAGACACACUGUUUUAUCUGUCAUUUACAUGUAAAUGUAUUGUAAGUGAACAAUUUGGACACCCUUUUACUAAAUCCUGGUGGAAACCCUUGCCCCCAUCCCCCUACAUCUUCAGCAAUGUACUUAAGUUUAUUGGUCUUGUGAUAACGAUUUGCUGGACAGUUUUUAGUGAUGGGUAACACAGGGCCGAGACUUCACAAAGAAAACAAAGGCAAUUGCAACUGGUCAUUGCCUUGGUGCCCUUUAUGAAAAAGAAAAUGCCUUGGUUCCCUUGCCCUCUCAACAACGAAGCAUACAUGUCUGGUUACAUGAAGUAUGUAUGCAUGGUCUCAGUGAAUGUAAUCAUGCACCAGACUAAUCAACAAUCAAUGGAUAAAAAUAAACCUAAAAGAGUCUUUCUUUGUCAACCCCUGGAAAGCUCAUUAAUAUUCACCACAUAAUUCAAAGACACUCGACAAUACUUUAUUAUUGUUCAAUAAAUUUUUACAAGUUUUUAUUGAUGGCCAACCAUACAUUCAUCAUCCGAUGAAGAAAGUUGCACAAAGCUUUACUGAGCAAAACAAGUAAAAAUUACUUUAACCCCCCCCCCCCCCACCCAUGUUCCUUUUCAAUAAAUUUAAUUUAUAUUUGUAAAUAGAGAGUUGAGAUGAGUAUUCGUAAGAUAUAUUUGUACAGUUUUUUUGUAGUGCACUUCAACAAAAAAGGUCCAACACUAUCGACCACUUGCAGAAAAUAUUCAGAUUUUGUCAACGGUCAAAAGCGUUUCUGUGUGUAGGGAAUUUGCGACAAGAUUCCAAGUCAACAGAGUUUUUAUUUACCACUGUUGACACGUUCCGUUGUUGGCAUGGACAAAAUUCUCGACUAAACAACCCCCCUGACUGGCUAUUGACAUUACAGAUUGUCUAUAAAUUGAUGCCCUGUGUGUAAAGAUUGGACAAUUUUAUUCCUGCUCACACAUUAUUUGUCUCGAAUUGUAUUGACUUGACUACUUGUAACUGCCGCUGAGACACACAAAUCAGUGCAUAGUCAAUCCUUAUUUGAUAUUGACUUUUGAAAUUGUCUUACAGUCUGCAUUUGCACAGUGUCUGUUUUACGUGCAGAAUUUGUGACGGACAAAAUCGGUACAGCACGGUAAACCUGGAAUGGUAGCCUUUUAUAUUUGUACAAUGACAAAUUUGGAGCACCGAUGGAAUUUACUAGAAGUGUACUUUGUGUAUAUAUAUUUAGUGAAUAAAAUUAAUUAGUGGUUGGUACACUGUUGAUGGAGAAUAAGUUUUUUUAUUUAUUUUUUUAUUUUUAUUUAAGAAAUAAGCUUUAUUUAGGUAAAUAUUGGUACUUGAAACAAGGGCCAAAAUUGAAAAAAACGUCAAGGGGUAAGUCCAGGCAUUUU